AUGAAGAAGUUGGUGGAAGAUUUGAGAUUGUCUGUUACUAGGUUCGAUAUUUGUAGAGAUGGUUGCAUGUUGUUUUGGAGGGCUGAUAGUGAAUUAGAAUCUUGCAAAUUUUGCAACUUUCCAAGAUAUAAGGAAAACUCUAAUCAACGAACACCACACAACCAACUUUUUUAUUUACCAUUGGCUCCAAGAUUACAAAAACUUUAUGCAUCAAACGUGACAGUUGUUCAUAUGACAUGGCAUUCUCGUCAUGUUACCCAAGAUGGGAUGAUGUGUCAUCCUUCUAAUGGAGAGGCAUGGAAGACAUUUGACAACUAUUACCCAAAGUUUGCUAAGGAGGAUCGCAAUAUCCGUUUGGGUCUUUGUUCUGAUGGAUUUGCCCCAUUUGGACAAUUUGGAAAGUCAUAUUCGUGUUGGCCCGUCAUUAUAACACCUUAUAAUCUCCCACCUGGAAUGUGCAUGAAGACACCCUACAUGUUAAUGUCAUUAAUUAUUCCUAGUCCAAAGAGUCCUCAGAAAAAUAUUGAUGUCUACCUUCAACCGUUAAUUGCUGAAUUAAAAAUGUUGUGGAAUGAAGGUGUGCCUACUUAUGAUGUAUCUCGAGGUGACACAUUCAAUUUGAGGACAAUGGUGUUGUGCACUGUUAGUGAUUUCCUGGCUUAUGGUAUGUUGUCUGGAUGGAGUACUCAUGGAAAAGACGGGUGUCCAAUUUGUAUGAAAAAUUCGAAAUCAUUCCGCUUGAAAUAUGGUAAGAAGGCUUGCUAUUUUGAUUCGCAUAGACAAAUUUUGUCACAAAAUCAUCCAUACAGAUUUGAUACAGAGCAUUUUACCAAAAAUAAAGUGGAAAUGACACUUCAUCCGCCUAGGCCAAGUGGCGAGGAAAUAUGGUCUGAAAUUGCACAAUACAUGUUUGUUAGUGAAAAUCCUCACGUAAGUUCACCGGGUUUUGGUGAAUAUCAUAAAUGGACAAAGAAUAACAUUUUUUGGGAGCUACCAUAUUGGGGGAAACUUCUUAUUCGUCAUAAUCUCGAUUUUAUGCACAUUAAGAAGAACGUAUUUGAGAAUAUCAUCCAUACGGUUAUGAACGUUAAAGGUACGACAAAAGACAACAUAAACACUCGAAAGGAUAUGUUUAAAAUUUGCAAUCGUCCUGAGUUACAUAUCGACCCUCAAAGUUCGUGUAUGAGGACAAAGAAGGUGGCUUACACUUUGACGAGAGAUGAAAAUCGUAUUAUUUGUCAAUGGCUUAAAUCUUUAAAAUUCCCGGAUGGUUAUGUAUCCAAUUUAAGUAGAUGCAUUGAUAGAGACGAAACAAAGUUAAUUGAAUUAAAAAGUCAUGAUUGUCAUGUUUGUUUAGAAAGGCUGAUGUCAAUUUCCUUUAAAAAAUUACUUCCCAAAUUUGUGUGGGGAACAUUGACUGAUGUUAGUAAUUUCAUGCAUGAUCUAAGUUCUACAACAUUGAAUAUUUCUAAGAUGCAGACUUUGGAAUUAGAGAUUCCCGUAAUUUUGUGCAACUUAGAAAAAAUAUUUCCACCGGCGUUUUUUGAUUCAAUGGAACACUUGUUGGUGCAUCUACCUCAUGAAGCAAAAAUCGGAGGGUUUGUUCAGUAUAGAUGGAUGUAUCCAUUUGAGAGUUUACCAAAAGAUGAAAUAAACCGCCAAUUCGCAUCAUGGUUCCGAUGUAAGAUUGUUGAGGAACAUGGUCCUUUAGUUUCAAAAGGAUUAUUGUAUUAUUUGUCUUUUGAGCCCAAAACACCCGCAAUAAGACAUUCAAUGUACUUCGUUAAUGGGUUUGUGUGGCGGUCAAGAGAUUUUGGAUCUAACAAAGCAACCAUGAAUAGUGGUGUUUGUGUGCAUGUUGAUGACGCAGACUAUUAUGGACUUUUAGAGGAUAUAAUAAAAAUUGAAUAUCCUGGUCCAAGUUUACGUAUUGUUCUAUUUAAAUGUUUAUGGUUUGACCCAACCAGUGGUUCAAGAAUUGAUAAAAUAUAUAGGUUGGUUGACAUAAACAUGAAACAGAAGUAUGCAAAAUAUGACUCUUUCAUUCUAGCUCAACAAGGUAUACAAGUCUACUUUGCUACGUAUCCAAACAAAACAAAUCAGAUAGGUGAUUGGUUGGCUGUUUGUAAAACAAAGGCUAGGGGAAAAAUAGAGAAACAAUAG
Molecule: messenger RNA, 2163 nt
Organism: Impatiens glandulifera
Lineage: Eukaryota; Viridiplantae; Streptophyta; Magnoliopsida; Ericales; Balsaminaceae
Exons: 3
Coding region: 1-2163 (720 amino acids)
Source: RefSeq, a predicted model, not a curated record